AUGUUACAUGGGCCGAUGGUGCGACAGAACAAUCAGAAGAUUCUCAACUGCUAUGACCAAUCCCUGUUGCCUAAGGUCCCGGUCUGCCUCGGCGGAGGCCCGUCGGAGGGGCCCACACGGCGGGCCUGUGCUCCCUCUCGGCCCAUGUUCCUCGCGUUCCUGGUCGGGGGGCGCUGCCCUAACCGGGGCAUGGGCCCCGGCUUCUCGAGACUGCCCACACGAUCUAGACGAUCGAGAAUGUCCUGCGGUGGUGAUGAUUGGGCGCACGUUGAAUCUCAUUCAUCGGUUCCACUUCCAUUCGCGGAUGAUGUCCGUCCCGUUGACCAACCACGGCGCCCCCCGCAUCCAUCGUGGAUCCACGGAGUAGCAGGUCUCUGGUCUGGACGUGCUGAUUGGAGCUCGAAGAGUGAUUUCUCUACGGCGCAAAUACCCAGUCGGCAUAGCGAACAAGCCCGUCAGCAGCUUGCCACGGUCAUCUUAUUGACUUAUCUCCCACUACCUGCCAAUCCCCUGCAAUUCCGCACGGAAGUCGGCAUUGUGGCCGGUAGUCCCGAAACCUAA
Penicillium canariense is the source of this 561-nucleotide messenger RNA. RefSeq lists its product as uncharacterized. The coding region runs from base 1 to 561 and encodes 186 amino acids. NCBI's taxonomy places the organism in Eukaryota, Fungi, Ascomycota, Eurotiomycetes, Eurotiales, Aspergillaceae. The record is from RefSeq and is a predicted model, not a curated record. The transcript has a single exon.